UAAUUGACUUUGAAAUACCACAAGAUAGUGACAAUAAAAAGUUUACGAAAAAAAAUAUUUGGCAGCAUAGCUGCAACAAAAAUUGUCAGUUCUAUUUUGGCAAUAAUGUCUUAUGUUUCUGACACAUUUAAUUCCAAAGAUUAGCAGCCAAAUACAAGUUCAGAUCACACACUUAUAUAUCAUUCAGCAAUUAACCAAGCCCAGCAGCAACAAACAUCCAUACAAAGCGAGAGAGAGAGAGGGAGACAACUUGGUUGGCAUGCACCUCAGAGCGCGUGUGGCAGCGAUUCAUUUGAUUUGGUCUCAUUAAUCAUAAACGUGUUAAGAACACUGUAAACUUUUUGCACAACAAGACGACAAAACUCAGCAUGGCAUCGUUAAGUUUGAUGAAUGUUCUAACCAUGGCCAUAGCGGCGGUAGUGGUCAUCUUACCAUCGCAGCUGGAUGCCUAUUAUACGCAAAAUACAGGUUGUUACCACAAUGGUACUUGGUACGCGGACAAAUCAUUAGUUCCCACAACCGAGAAAUGUCUCAACUGUCAGUGCACCAAGAAGACGCUGGUCUGCCGCUUAAAAGUUUGCCCAGAGAUGCCGAUGCCACCGCCGCGCGGCUGUGUCGUCGUCCAAAAGAAGAACACAUGUUGUCCGUAUCUGUCGUGUGCACGUUUAGAUGCCUUCUACAAGAUACCCGCCACGCGACGUAUUAUCGCUUAUUUGGAUCAUUACGAGCGUGAAUCAAUUGAUCGUGUGGUCAAUGACAAUAUGCUGCAACGCCGCUCCGACGAUUCGGAUGUGGAUUUGUAUGUUUGCGUGAAAAAUGGAACUGUCUACAAAUCUGGGUCGGCUAUGUCCUCAUCGAAUCUCUGUACCUAUUGUUAUUGCAUUGGUGGUACUGAGAAAUGCGUCAAACCGAAAUGUAUGCUACCGCUGGAGGGUUGCAAGCCGAUUUUUGUCGACUCCACCUGUUGUCCGGUUCGUUACGAUUGCAGUACCAAACAGACGGGUAAAUCAUCACAAGAGGUACGCUAUCGUAAAACUGCAAAUAAACAUUACAUGAGAAUGUCCCAACGUCUGCAACGGAAUCGUGGCUGCACAGUGGGCAGCCAAUUCUAUGCAGAGGGCCAGAAAAUGAAAUCCGAUAAAGACAAGCCAUGUGAUAUUUGUUUCUGUAUACGAGGUCAAAGGAAGUGUGCCCCUAAAAAAUGUGCACCCGCUUUGCGGAAUUGUAUUCCUGUCGUGCCGAAGGGCCAAUGUUGUCCCUCCAGCUAUGAUUGUGGCAGCCAGAGAGAUUAUCGUAGAUCCCAGAAUUCGAGGCAGUUUAAUUUAUUCUCCCUGCUUUUUGGUAAAGAUGAGGAGGAAGAUCAAGAGGCCAGCCCAUCAGAAAUUGCGGUACAAUAUCCUCCGGACCGUCACCCCGAAGUGGUGGAGAAACAGCCGUUGAAAACAAGGCCAAAUGGUGAGGUUAUGCUGGAGGGGGGCCCAACAACAGAGAAAAGUAUUUUCGAUACCCUGCGGGAGGGUCUGGAAUUUAUUGACAACAACAAUAAGCAAAUGUUGAAAGAUAAUGGCGAUUUGGUGGGAAUUCAACCAUCACCAAAGCCCAUACCUCUAGGAGGUAUGCUCGAGGCCCCCUCUUCAACUACAGAAAUAAGUUUGUUGGAUCUACUCUUGGGUCCCUCGGAGGGUAAUAACGAGGAGAAUUUAUCCGAAGAAAUCGAACCCGAAGAGAAAACCACACCAACCAGCACAACGGGUAUAUCAUGGGUUGAUCUUCUGCUGGCUCCAGAUGAUGAAGAUAUUAGAGCCUCCACAGCGGUGGCUGAUAAAAUUGAUUUUAGCCAGCCCUCUACGGUUCAGGAUUUAACAGAUUUCUAUGAAACCACUCCAACAGCUACCACCAAUACCAUUGAUCGCUUGGAUCACGGCAAUUACACAGAGAGUGAAGAAGAGGAAGAAGAAUUAGGUGUUUUCAAGGCUGAGGAUCAAGAGAAAUUGUACUUGACCACAACGGAUAUGGGGGAUGAUAGCACCAUGGACACCCUUAGUGCAGAAGAAACCACCCAGACAUUGCCAACAACACUCAGUGAGACAACGGAAGCAGGCAAAUCGACAGAGGCAAUACCCAGUGCAAAGCCACAAGACUCGACGACGACAACAACAACAACUAAGAGACAUAUAACAACAACAUCCACCACCACAACAACAACGAAAAAGCCAAUGAUUACAGAAAGUUCCACAGCAAAAUUAGAACUGCAACUUAAAACCGAAACUCCGACUCCAACCAAAGUUCCCCUCAAACUUCCCCUGAAAAAUUCCACAAAACCUGAUAACGGCCCAGAUUUACUUACCGUCUUGCUGGAUGGCCUCAGUGGCAUAUUGGCCAGUGAUAAACCUCUAAAGAACCUUACAAAAUUGGAUAACUACACGAUACCCAAACUUCCUCCCGUCAAAAUUGUUACAAAUAAUUUACCCUCAACCAAACCUCUGCCAUUCUUUAAACCCCUUCCAACAGACAAAACCUACAGUCGCAUCAAUUCAAAAAUUGCCAAUCUCACGGUCAAACCGCCCAUGAUUUCCACGAAAAUUUCAAACAAUGCCACCUUCAAACCACUACCUCCACAUUUAAGUAAAAAUCCUAUAAUACCGAUUUCGGAAAGUCUACUCACAGAGGCUACCACAAGGAUAACACCCCCCAGCAGCACCACACCGGUUGCAACAACCCCCACAGCAAGUUCGGAGAGUGCGAGCACUACCACAACACUAACCACCACAACCAGCUCCAAACCUUCAACCACAACAUCAACCCUGAAACCGGUUGUCAUCAAAACAAAUCCCACAAUUUUAGAAGCCGAACCCUUGGAUCAAAACACCGAUCACACGCUACCACCGAGUCUACCCAAUUUGAAAAUUAUACCCUUCCUACCCACCGAUGCCGUCAAGGCUGAUCACAACAAAGCCUCAUCCUAUGAUUUUUAUCAUCAUGCUGGAGGACCCACAUCUCGCAUAGAUUAUGAUCAAUACGAUGACGCCAAUUUGUAUCCUUCAAUAACGGAAAAAUAUCCCCUCUACCCAGAUCUCGAAGAUGGCAGCAAGGCGGAAUAUAUUUACAAAUUUAAUGUUGAAGGGCCCGAUUCGUUGGUCUCUUCGCCACCGGGGAAAUUUGACGGCACUUUGGGUUCGCCUGCCUUCGUAAAAUAUGAUUUCUCAUCGACAAAUUUACAACCUCCGAAGGGUUUCUCACCACCCACCAAGACCGAGGGAGGAUUUGUACCCAAAGAUCCGUUGAUAUUGGACGAUGAUCGUGACAAUGUCAGUGUGAAAGUUAGCGAUAGUUAUCAGGUUACCCAACAUAUCAUAGAUAUAACAACAUCGGCGGAUGUUUUGAAUACCACUAAAGUUAUAGAAAUCACAACACCAGACCCAUUCAAAGAUGUCAUUCGUACCGAACUGCCACCGGAUCUAACAUCGCUAAUCGAGGAUAAGCUAAAAAAUUUGAUUACCCAAUCGAACUACAGCACCACUCAACAGCCAUCAAAGGAAAAUUUACAAAUCUCUUUUGACAUGGAUGUGAAGGAACAAGCCGUAAAGGCAACCGCCGGAGCGGCAGCAACUCAUUUCCAUAAUGCAGAUUUAAUACCAUCGAAUUCGAUGGACGAUAUUGGGGAUAGCAAAAAAGAAGUUACACAAGACAUGAGUGACAAACGAACAACAGAAAAUGUCAUGAAGGAGAAGCAACGAGAGGAUGAAAAAUCAAAUCAUGGCAUGGAUUCGACAGUGCCACAGGCAAUGGCUUUCAAAUACAUGCCAAAAGGAACCACCAACAGUUCGUCAUCGAAGAACGCUGAAACAACAGCAGCAACAAAACGAACAGAGCCAACUAAACAAACAACAUUGAUGUCAUCGUCGUCAACAACUACAACGACUGUUAGUACUACCAACAAGUCCGGCAAAAGACCGGCCAUCAAGAAUAAUAACAAUAAAACAAUUGCCCAGGCGGCAACAACAACAACAACGACGACAACAACAGCUACGGCCAAUAGACCGAACUUGAAAUUGACCAAAAACAAAGUGGAUGGCCAGUCAACUGCAACGGCAUCGGAAACAAAGAUAUUGGCGUCAUCCUCAUCCUUGGUCUCAUCGAAGACCAAAUCAUCGAAUGCAACACGACGUGUAACAAGCAAUAAGCCGACAAGGCAACAGCAUCACAACAAACCCAACUCCAGGCCAAGCAACACGCCAGUUACGGCAACGAAAAUGGCUAAUGCCACAGUGAGUGCGGCUAAGGGAUCAUCAUCAGCAUCAUCAUCCUCUGGAGCAGCAGUGCAACGAUUAAAUGGGACAAAUAUUGAGCCAUCCUCUGGCAAAAAUACAAAACGUACUGGCGCUGUAACGGUUGGCGGCAAUAGACCCAAAAAGCCAACAACAAAAGUUACAAUAGGCACCACAACAACGGCAGCAGCAACAACAACAACAGCAGAUACACCAUUGGCAAACUCAUCUGCAACGAAGACGACAACGACAGCAGCCACUAGAAGAACAUCCAUGCAGACAAAGCCACCACCAGUAACAACACCAACACCAACAACUACAACAACAACCACUACAAAUCCAUUUUUAAUGUCACCUUUUGACAAAUUGCCUUUCAUGGAUGCCAGCUUUGAAGUGAAACGUAAUUCAGCAACGCCUUCAUUUGCAAUUCCAAGCCAAACCUUUUUAGUGGCCAAGGAAUCAGAAGAGGAUGCUCAACCAUUCUUCUCAUCAUUAUCAUCGGUGUCGUCGUCAUACUCCUCCUCAUCCUACUCUGCAGAGAAGCCUUAUUCAUUGUCUUCGCCGGGACAUAUUUCAUCUGUUAACCAUGUUAAAUUAAUAUCUGUCAUACCAACACACCCUCUUGGCCAGAAAUCCUCCAGCAGCACCACCACCACCUCUACCACCACCCAUGGCCAUGUUGAGGUGUCAACAUCAGUGCCGUCACGCAGUUCAGCAACGCUGAAUAAUUUAAUCGAUCCAAUUGGAAUCUUAAAAUUAGCUGGAUGCAACAUCUAUGGCCGCAUGUAUCGGGUGGGUCGAAUCAUACUCGAACUCUCCUCACCCUGUCAGGAGUGUCGAUGUACCGAGAUAGGUGUUAAAUGCUCCCCCCUCGAAUGUUAGGAGGCAUUCAGGAGCGGCGGGAAAAAUAAAAUUAAAUAUUUCCAUGAGUAGUAUUAGCAUCAUUUCCGUUUUGGAACGAACAUUCUGUGAGCACAACGUAACGGGCGAACAAACAACUCUGUUGGUAGUAGUAUUAGUAAGUUCGAUAUUAAGUUUUUAGCGUUCAAAAAUUAAUAUAAUAUUUAUAUUAAAUACAUUUAAGAAAUAAAAAAAUAAUUUUAAAAAUUAAAAUUUUAGACAGGAGAUUAAAUACAAUUACAGAUGUCCAUUGACCCACUAAUGGAAUAAAAAUUUAAAAUUAUAUCCAAAAGAGAAAAAAAAGGACAACAGCUCCCUUGCCUUUUAUUUUAGCUGGAGUAACAUAAAGUGGAGUGGAAUAAGCGGUAUAUUCGGCUUGGCAUUAAAUACUGUUUCUGGUAAAAUAAUAAAGAUAUAAAUAUAUAUAUGGCUCGGACAGUCCUCCAUAUCUCUGUCGGAAAUGGUAUGCAUCUCAAACGUCUGCUUGUGUAUGUCCCGAUUAAGGCAUAAUAAAGAUUUAAAUAUGGCUCGGACAGUCCUCUAUAUCUCUGUCGGAAAUGGUAUGCAUCUCAAACGUCUGCUUGUGUAUGUCCCGAUUAAGGCAUAAAAAAGAUUUAAAUAUGGAUCUGACAGCGCUCCAUAUCUCUGCCGGAAAAGGUUGCUUAUGUGUCUCCCGAUUAAGGCAUAGCAAGCAAGGAUUAAGAUUAAGCAAGGAUUUCCGAACUUUUGAGUCCUCUGCAGUAUUCGACAAUACUCUAAUUGUUUUUAAUCUCUAAAUUUAUAAGAAUAAUACAUCUUUAAUUUUAAUAUUUUUAAAUAUAACAAACAUAUAUUAACAUACUUAUUUAUAUCAGUAUAAGCAAAUAUAUUAAGACUUAUUUCUAAACUAAGCACAAAUUAAAAUAGUAAUAAAAUGUAUAUUUAAAUUAUUUUUAUAUAGACGUACAUGAUAAGUUUGAAUUAAAAAUUCACCUAAUAAAAUAUGA
Musca domestica (house fly) is the source of this 6154-nucleotide messenger RNA. Its product is annotated as mucin-2. The record is from RefSeq and is a predicted model, not a curated record. The transcript has 5 exons. The coding region runs from base 369 to 5150 and encodes 1593 amino acids. Gene Ontology annotation, molecular function: protein binding. Lineage: Eukaryota; Metazoa; Arthropoda; Insecta; Diptera; Muscidae.